CAAAACAAACCUAACCUUAAGGUGCCAAAAUUGUGUGAAUGUCUAUAAAUUUUUUAUAAAUAAUAUAUAAUUAUAAAAAAACCCCAUCAAAUGUAGGUUUAAUAUUUUUUUAAAAAAUUGAAAUUUUCAAAUACGAAAAAUAUGCCGCAAUCUUCCGAGGAGUUAUUAUCACCUCAAGAUAUUCUUGCUGAUGUCAGAAGAUUUAUUUCUGGAGCAGCAAGACCAUCUCAUUCAACAAAUACUUUAGAACUUACAAGAACUGGUUUAUCUUUAUUAAAAAAUGUCCCAGCAGCAAGAGAUGCUGUUUUAGAAUAUUUAUGUAAUGUAUUUUCCGUAGCGGUAAAUAAACAUGUUAGACAAAUUGAGAAUAAUCAAUGUUUACCGAUACCGGAGGAAAAUACAAUUGCAGAAAUUCAUUCGGUUUUAAGUGGUUUUAUUAGUUGUAAUCCCGAAGCAUGGGCACCAAUUAUUUCAGCUUGGACAUUAGAUUUAUUAGGUAAAUUAUCGUCAGACUAUGCGAAUCGUGGUAAUUUAAAAGAGAAAUCAUCGGGAAUUAAUGAUUUUCUACAUCAAUGGAUGUCAUGUAGAACGACAAGAACACUUAUUGAUAUAACAGCACAAUGUCUACAAUGUCUUAUGUUUUCGGACACGGAAUCUUGUAUUAAUGCCUUACUAAAUACAAGUGUUUUACAUAGUCCACAUUUUGAUUGGGUCGUUGCACAUGUGGGAAGUUGUUUUCCCAAUACAGUAAUAACACGAGUUCUAACUUGUGGUCUCAAAGAUUUUUGCGCCAAUGUCAAUAAUCCAAAAUUAAAUUCAGUUGUUGGUAUUCUUGGUCAUUUAGCUGGGAGUCAUUUUAUCGAUAUUAGAACUGCACUUCUUGAUCUAUUUAAAUGGAGUCUGGAUGAGAACACAAAUAUGGACGGAGAAUCUAGGGUCCAUAAAUUGGCAACUGUUCCUUUUCUACUAAAUUUAGCGAAACUCUCGCCAAUGUUGUUGAAAGCAUUAACAACCGACGUGUUGCAAAUUUUGAGGCCGGACGUUAUUCCUCGAUUGGCAUUAUUCGCCAAUGAAUGGUGUAGAUAUUUCAGUAAUAGUCCAGAAGUUUUAAUUGAUAUCACCGUUGAAUUAGCAUUGGGAUGUGAACAAGGCGCUGUGCAAAUUAUAAAUAUGUUACUUGAUACAAGUUUAAAUAACAGCAAUGUGGGCUAUCAUAGUGUUAAUGCGGCACAAAGUGUCAAGAGUGUAUGUCGUGAAAUUUUGGAAUUAAUUUUGGAGAAAAUUGAUUUUCGAAUUAGAUCACUAAUUCCGAAUCAGGUUUUCAAUAUUUCUUUGUUGAAUUCGAUUAAACAAGAUUUAACGGCUGUGAUACCACUUUUGUUAAAUUCGAGUCCAUUAAAAGUACAAACGGCCGUUCGUUUAUUAUCAUUACUCGGUACACAGUGUCCAAAUGUUUUAAUAUUGUCAGCUACUCAUAUGCUAAAACAAGCGGAUACAAAUUUUCAUUUGGCUGCACUUAUUCGUUUAAUUUCAAAUAAUGCUGUUGGAUUUGCUGCAAGGAAAUCUGACGUUGAAAAUACACUUUUGAGUCAUGGUUAUUUUACUCAAGUUUUGGAACAUUCUAUUAGAGAAAUUCAAUAUACCAGUGGUAGUAACAGAGAAAUUCAACAGUUGUUUAAAAAUUUAACAAUUUUAUUGAGGUGGGAGAAUUCGAAUAAAGUUUCCUGUCUAAGAUUUCGAAUGAUUACAAACGCAAUUCGAGCAAAUUUACAACAAAUUUCAUCUCUUUUAUUAAAAACACAGGAUUUUUCACUAGCAAACGAUAUUGCUUGUAUGUUGGAUUGUUUAACACCUUUUGAAAAUGAUCAUUAUCUACCAAGUGUCGAAUUGACGUUAAAAUUGACAAGAGCGAUUAUUCGUUAUUUUUUCCUUUGUAUUGCAGAAGAUGACAUUAUCACAAAGGAGCGCGGUGUUAAAAUAGUUUGUCAUUUACUGAGACUUUUGACAGCUUAUUCAGCAUGUGCAAGAACUUUGGCCCUCAGGGAAUUAUUGGCGUUUUCAUUAUUUAAUGGACCGGCAAAAUAUUUUGGAGCACGAGAAAAAUUUGAAUCUCGUGUUGAGGAAACUUUUCUUCUUCAACAAAAUCAUAAACAGGGCACGAGCGCAAUGUUGGCGCAAAGACAUUCUUCGGUUUUUCACGCUGGCGUUAUUGGUCAAGGUCCGAGGAAACCACCUCCUGAAAAUAAUAUCGAUAAAGAAAUUAUUACUUUAAAUAGUACACUGCUCAUGGAUGUAAUAAAGGCAUGUUGCUGUAAUCACGAUCCGAACAACAGAAGAUAUUCAGUUAAUUCUGAUACUUUAACAAUGGUCAGUUUAUUAUUAGUUGAAUUAGUAUCUCCCGAUGUGAUGUAUAAUGGACUUCCUUGGCCCGAUGAAGAGUUUACUAAGGUGACAGUGGAAAGAGAUUUGCAAAUUAGACGAACCUUCAAGGAAGUUCCUAUACUUUGGACAUUAUUGGCUCUUACAGCUUGGUACCGACCUGCCUUGGCCUAUUGUUCUGUACUACUUCGUGCAAUUUCAGCAACAAUAAUUGCCAAUUGGAAUGCAACAGAAGGUGCAUCAUUAUCAAAUGUAAUGGCACUUGGACAAUUACUGCCUCCUCCGCUCGCGAGUAUAAGAGAUAUUCUCCCAGUUCUGGAAUCUCAACAGAUAAACACAAUAAUGCGAGAGUGCAUUUGGGCGUAUAUGCACGAAAAUGUUCCUUCACCGGCAUUAUUCACAAGAUGUGAAGGAGCAAAUGUUGCCUGGCGAGAUACAGACAGUUCUAUUCCCAGUAUUCGUUAUACGGAAACUUUACGGCUCAUUUUAAUAGCAAAUAUUCAUAAACUUGGUCCACUUUAUUCGACACUUUUCUACAAUGAGCACAAAUAAUUAUCACAAUUUGAAAAUGAUGGAUUUUAAAUCAAUUUAUAAUGUACACAAUGUAAAAAAAAACUUUGCAAUUAAUAUUUUUAUAUUAUUAAAAUUUUCGAUUUGUCUUUUUAAUUAAAAAAUUAUUAAAUCCUUAUACUAUAUAAAUAAUUUAAAUACAAAGAAAAACCAGUUUAUAUCAAUUGCAUUUUCAAAACGAAAUUCCAUUUUCAAGUAAGAGUUUUUCUCACAAUGGCGUUUUAAAUAAAAUGAAUUAUAAUUUCAUUAAAAAUUUAUGUUUAUAUUUGUUUUCGAAUGAACAUCAAUUGCCAAAAAAAAGGGGAAAUUAGAUGGCAAGCACUAAAAAAAAAUUAAAUGACAAAGACAUCGGAAUAGUAAAUAAAAUUAAUAAAUUAAUUAAUUUUCUAAAAAUAUUUAAUUGUGAUUCAUAAUAUUCAACUUAUUUUCUUUUUGUUGUUAUUCAACAAAAAAAAAAUUGAAUUCUUAAUCACGCAAAUAUAAUCAAUUCUUAGAAAAACUAUAUUUUGAAAAAAAAAUCUUAACACCAAAAAUAAUUUCUUAAUAGCUUGUCAGUUUACUUAUAAUUUAACUUAGUUUAAUUUUUUCUAAAAAAAAGAAAAAAAUUCAUUUAGUGAAAAAUUGAAACUGACAAACUAUUUUCAUUAAAGAAAUGUGUGGAAAAUUUUUUUACAGUGAAGGUAUUUUGUCUCUACUACAACUAUCUUAAAAUCUUCAUACAAUCAGCAACACUUAGAAAACAUUACUUUUUGUCGACACGCACACGGUACUAUUUAUAUAGGUAUUUUAUUUUAAAUUAAUAAAUGCAUUCCCCAUUCAUAAGUAGUUUCGAAGAAUUCAAUUCAAAAAAAUUUGCAAAAUUCGACGAAAAAUCUUUACACACUUUUAAUAUUUUACAAAGAGUCAAGUUUUUAUGUAUAAAUUACGAAAGUAAAGAAUAAAAAUUUGAUUUUGAUAAUUCAUAACUUUUUCCAAUUAAUAAUGGCAUGAUUUUUUCCCUCGUUUAUUCUUUUUGUACACUGAAAAUAGGAUUUUUUUUGAGGCGGAGAGGUGAGUGGUAAGGAAGACAACGAGAGUAGUUUGAAAUUUUUAUAAAAGCUGUUUUUUUUCUUCUCUUGAUUACAAGAGAUCCAAUCUUAAUAAUUUAAAUCUUAAAGAGUCAAAUUUUCUCACAACUUGCACAAUAAUUUUCCUUGAGUCGUGUGAUCGAUGGAUAAAUCACGAAAAUUAAUUAAUAUAUUUAUAUAUAAAAAGUUUUUCUUCAACGUUCACAUGACUCGAGGAAUGUAAUUAAUUUUACGUUUGCAGUAUUGUUAACAAUAAUAAUACAGGAAUGAUGGUAUUGCAAGCGAACUGGAUUAAUCAGUCGCUAAAACGAAUGCGCGCCUCGUCCUGUAAAAAUUACAUUGCGAGUAUUGCAUUAUAUGUCGAUAUAAAUCACGCGUACUCACUGAGUCUUUAUUUCAUUUUUUUUCUUUUUGCAACCCUCGAUAAAUCGAGAGCUUCAAAAACAACUUAUGCCAAGAAUUAUUUUGAGGGCCACCACCUUAAAAAAAAACAAAA
This is a messenger RNA of Leptopilina boulardi, 4512 nucleotides long. It is a transcript of the gene omd, whose product is annotated as integrator complex subunit 5. Gene Ontology annotation, biological process: snRNA 3'-end processing. Lineage: Eukaryota; Metazoa; Arthropoda; Insecta; Hymenoptera; Figitidae. Gene Ontology annotation, cellular component: integrator complex. The transcript has 11 exons. Bases 142 to 2931 code for a protein of 929 amino acids. The record is from RefSeq and is a predicted model, not a curated record.